Messenger RNA from Anarrhichthys ocellatus (wolf-eel), 2645 nucleotides. Its product is annotated as fizzy-related protein homolog. The record is from RefSeq and is a predicted model, not a curated record. Gene Ontology annotation, molecular function: ubiquitin ligase activator activity; protein binding; anaphase-promoting complex binding. The transcript is spliced from 13 exons. Bases 585 to 2063 code for a protein of 492 amino acids. Gene Ontology annotation, biological process: positive regulation of ubiquitin protein ligase activity; positive regulation of anaphase-promoting complex-dependent catabolic process; anaphase-promoting complex-dependent catabolic process. NCBI's taxonomy places the organism in Eukaryota, Metazoa, Chordata, Actinopteri, Perciformes, Anarhichadidae. Gene Ontology annotation, cellular component: anaphase-promoting complex.
GUCAAUUGCAGAAAUAUGGUGUGAUUAGCCACUAGCUAAAUUAGCUAAUGCUAGUUAUCGUUACCUAGUUUCUUUCUCCCUUUUCUGUUUAAACGUGAAUAUAAAGAAGCCCAAUUGAUGACAUUUAGCUACGAACAAGGCUUUCAAAAAUGUAGUUCUUUGCCUUGAACUGCCUGAAAGUUAGUCGAGCUGAAACGGAAGGUUGCUCAUCUGAUCUUCCAUCAAAUCUAGCAUCAACUGUGAGUUUUAAGAUUACACUGAAGAGAUGACAUAAUCAGGAUAUCUUUCAAAAGUGCUGGGAUCUAUGUGAAAUGUUGUUAUUUUCUAACAACAUGCCAGACAGAAUUGCAAUUCAAAACCUGGCUAAUUAUCUGGUUUUACGGGUUUAAAACAGCAGUUUCAGGAUACUAGUGACUUAGCUAACUUGCAUAACAUUUUGGCUAACUUUCUAACCUUGCAUUUGUUGUUAGAAGACGAGCAAUACAAAACGCAUUCCAAUGUAAGUGUUUAUAUCAUUGUUGUGCUUGUUGGACAGGUCUCCAACCUCCCAGCCUGUGGCUGUGGUAUCAGGACUUCAGGCUAAGAUGGAUCCAGAAUAUGAACAUCGCCUCCUCCGACAAAUCAACAUUCAAAGUGACAACUUGAGCCCUGUUAAACGGACACCGAGUCAGACACCCACCGGCUCCCCGUUAUCUUCACCCAGUAAGCUUGGAGACAGAUUCAUUCCAACCAGAGCCGGGGCAAACUGGAGUAUCAACUUCCACCGGAUUAAUGAAAAUGAGAAGUCACCAAGUCAGAACAGAAAAACAAAGGAUGCCUCCACUGAUAACCUUAAAGCAGACGGGCAGGCGUACUCUGCUCUGCUGAAGAAUGAGCUGCUGGGAGCAGGAAUCGAAAAGAUCCAGGACCCUCAGACAGAGGACAGGCGUCUACAGCCAUCAACCCCAGAAGAGAGAAGUCUCUUCACUUAUUCGCUCAAUGCCAAGAGGCCGUCACCAGACGAUGGCACCAACAUCUCGCCCUACUCUCUAUCACCUGUCAGCAAUAAAAGUCAGAAAUUGCUACGUUCACCAAGAAAGCCAACUCGCAAGAUCUCAAAGAUCCCUUUUAAAGUCCUGGAUGCUCCAGAGCUGCAGGAUGACUUUUACCUCAACCUGGUGGACUGGUCAUCUCUCAAUGUGCUCAGUGUUGGACUGGGUACAUGUGUUUACCUAUGGAGUGCCUGUACCAGCCAGGUAACAAGAUUGUGUGAUUUAUCAGUGGAGGGAGACUCAGUCACGUCAGUUGGGUGGUCCGAAAGGGGUAACCUGGUGGCAGUGGGGACUCACAAAGGCUAUGUUCAGAUCUGGGACGCUGGUGCUGGGAAGAAGCUCUUUGCCCUGGAAGGACACACAGCUAGAGUUGGAGCGUUGGCGUGGAAUGCAGACCAGUUGUCUUCGGGAAGCCGUGAUCGUAUGAUUCUUCAAAGAGAUGUGCGGACUCCUCCACUCCAGUCAGAGAGACGGCUGCAGGGACACAGACAGGAAGUGUGUGGCUUAAAGUGGAGCACUGACCAUCAGCUGCUUGCUUCUGGUGGCAACGACAACAAGCUGCUGGUUUGGAACCACUCCUCGCUGAUCCCAGUGCAAACAUACAUGGAUCACCUGGCUGCAGUGAAAGCCAUUGCCUGGUCCCCCCACCAGCACGGCCUGCUGGCCUCUGGGGGCGGCACUGCUGACCGCUGCAUCCGAUUUUGGAACACCCUGACCUCACAGCCGCUGCAGUGUAUGGACACCGGCUCUCAGGUCUGCAACCUGGCCUGGUCCAAACAUGCUAAUGAGCUAGUGAGCACCCAUGGCUACUCCCAGAACCAGAUCUUGGUGUGGAAAUAUCCAGCUCUCACUCAGGUUGCCAAACUCACAGGACACUCGUACAGAGUGCUCUACCUGGCAAUGUCCCCGGAUGGUGAGGCCAUUGUUACGGGAGCUGGAGAUGAGACUCUACGCUUCUGGAACGUAUUCAGUAAAACACGGUCAACUAAGGAAUCUGUAUCAGUUUUAAAUCUCUUCACCAGGAUACGGUAACUUAAAGCAAAUUAAAACUCUAAAACAAGCACCUUGUGACAUUUUUUCACAGAGGAAAACGUCAAGGAGACCAACUGAGCACUUUUCUUUUCAUGCCAACAAUUGUUUGGGCAAUUGUUUUUGACUUUUGUGCUCUAAUUAUGAAUGUAGUCAUUUUUAUACAAAAAUGUAUAAUGGGUUUAGUUCCAUUUUUUGUAUUAAUUACAAGAAUUUAUUGGCAUUACUUCAAAUAUUUUGUGUUGUGGAAUCUGAAAUGUGCAUAGAGCAUUUUUAGUUUUUGUUAAACUCAGGUCUUAUUUAUUUAAAGCUGCAAUGAAAGCUAUCGUAGUGAGCUACAAUGGGAAAAAAAAAAUGCCAUUACAUAUAAUGACAAACAUACAACAUAAACCCCUUAACAUAUUCACCUAGUAUGGCCUUUACAAUAUGUACACCAUGUUUACUGUGAUCCUUGGAGUACUAAGGUUGACUGGUAUAAUGCAGUUUUGCCCCUGUGGACCGAAAGUCUUAUGCUGCGCAUCUAGACAUGUACUACUUAGUUAUUUCUUUUUAGUACAGGAAGAAAUAAAAGAUGAUGGAACUGAA